Eremothecium cymbalariae DBVPG#7215 is the source of this 765-nucleotide messenger RNA. RefSeq names its product Fe-binding Fe/S cluster assembly protein ISA1 (gene ISA1). NCBI's taxonomy places the organism in Eukaryota, Fungi, Ascomycota, Saccharomycetes, Saccharomycetales, Saccharomycetaceae. Gene Ontology annotation, molecular function: 2 iron, 2 sulfur cluster binding. Bases 1 to 765 code for a protein of 254 amino acids. Gene Ontology annotation, biological process: iron-sulfur cluster assembly. The record is from RefSeq and is a predicted model, not a curated record. Gene Ontology annotation, cellular component: mitochondrion; cytoplasm. The transcript has a single exon.
AUGGGACAACUGAUACUGCUUGCUCGUAUUCGUGCAGUUUCGGAGACGUUCCAUAAAUCGUAUUUUCAAACUGUUCGUUUACAAUAUGGAUAUGGGGUUUUAAACAAUUCCAGGAGGUUUUUGCAAACUCAGUUAAAGGGGAGUGGGAAUACGUCUUUUGAUAAAGUGUCACUUCCGUCUGCAUGGUCGUUCAAAUUUGUUAAGGAGUCAGGAACGGAGAAAGAGGCUGCUGCAAAGAAUCAGAAAAAGCCACAGAUAACCGAAACGUCGAAGGUUGCGGAUAAAUGGUCAAAGUAUUCGUUGCCUUUGAAGCGGGGGGGAGAUGGGCAUGAAGUAGACGUGAAACAAAAGGAGGUGGUGGAGAAGGGGGGAGAAGUUUUUGCAUCUAGUGGUAAUGCUGCUGCUAACAAGAAGAAGGCCAAGAGACGUCUCAGGCCACGGAAAGCUCUAUUAACAUUAUCGCCGAGUGCUAUUAUACAUCUCAAGCGGUUGCUGGAUAAGCCAGAGCCACAAUUAGUACGCGUUGGUGUCAGAAAUCGGGGUUGUUCGGGUUUGGUAUAUGAUCUCCAGUAUAUUACGAAACCGGGGAAGUUUGACGAAAUAGUUGAGCAGGAUGGAGUCAAGAUUGUCAUUGAUUCAAAGGCGUUAUUUAGCAUCGUGGGGAGUGAGAUGGACUGGGUUGAUGACAAUUUACAAUCCAGGUUUAUAUUCAAAAAUCCGAAUUCCAAAGGAACUUGCGGAUGUGGAGAAAGCUUUAUGGUUUAG